Mustela erminea (ermine) is the source of this 2146-nucleotide messenger RNA. RefSeq names its product docking protein 1 (gene DOK1). Gene Ontology annotation, biological process: positive regulation of MAPK cascade; cell surface receptor protein tyrosine kinase signaling pathway. The transcript has 4 exons. The record is from RefSeq and is a predicted model, not a curated record. The coding region runs from base 159 to 1706 and encodes 515 amino acids. Gene Ontology annotation, cellular component: cytoplasm. NCBI's taxonomy places the organism in Eukaryota, Metazoa, Chordata, Mammalia, Carnivora, Mustelidae.
GGGGGCAGGGGUUGCGGAACCCCAUCAGACUUAGGAGUGGACUGUAGAGCCCAGAGGGAGGAGGGGGAGGCAGCGAGUUGGAGCGCGGGCCAGGAGCUGGAGAGCCCUAUGACGUUCCCGCGAAGUUGAUUUCACACUCGGGAGAAGGUCCUCGGGGUAUGCCCUCUCAGGUUCUGGGGAGACCGAGCUGCAUCUUUAUCGGGAAACUUCGCCCCCUGUCGGGAAGCUGCAGACCCGAAGUCGGCCCGAGUUGGUCUCUCCUUUCCCGUCGGGGCCCGGACCGCUCCCUCCCCAGCGUCUCUCUCUCUUUCCAGAGAUGGAGGAAGACCUGGGCGGUACUCUAUCCUGCCAGUCCCCACGGCGUAGCGCGGCUCGAGUUCUUCGACCACAAGGGGUCGAGCUCUGGAGGCGGCCGAGGGGGCUCGCGCCGCCUGGACUGCAAGGUGAUUCGUCUGGCGGAGUGUGUGAGCGUGGUCCCGGUGUCAGUGGAGAGCCCCCCUGAGCCUGGCGCCGCAGCCUUCCGCCUGGACACCGCGCAGCGCUCCCACCUGUUGGCGGCGGACGCGCCGUCCAGCGCUGCGUGGGUGCAAACACUGUGCAGAAAUGCCUUUCCGAAAGGCAGCUGGGCUCUGGCGCCUGCGGAGAACCCACCCAAGCUUUCUGCCCUGGAGAUGCUGGAGAACUCGCUGUAUAGCCCCACCUGGGAAGGAUCCCAGUUCUGGGUGACAGUGCAGAGGACCGAAGCCGCUGAGCGUUGUGGCCUGCAGGGCUCCUAUGUGCUGAGGGUGGAGGCCGAGAGGCUGACUCUCCUGACCAUGGGGACUCAGAGUCAGAUACUGGAGCCGCUCCUGUUCUGGCCUUACACUCUACUGCGGCGCUAUGGCCGGGACAAGGUCAUGUUCUCUUUUGAGGCUGGUCGCCGCUGCCCUUCGGGCCCUGGAACCUUCACCUUCCAGACCGCACAGGGGAAUGACAUCUUUCAGGCUGUUGAGACUGCUAUUCACCGGCAGAAGGUCCAGGGAAAGGACGGGCAAGGGCAGGAUAGUCUCAAAGCUGAUUCCCAUGAAGGAGAAGUGGCAGAGGGGAAGUUGGCAUCCCUGCCUGGCCCUCAGGAGCUCCUGGGCAGCCCUCCCACCGUGUAUGCUGAACCCUUAGACUCCUUGCGCAUUCCUCCAGGCCCUUCCCUGGAUUCCCUAUACUCAGAUCCCCUGGACAGCACUCCUGCUCAGGCAGGGGAGGGAGUACCGUUCAAGAAAUCUCUUUAUUGCGACUUGUACGAGCACGUGCAGCAGCAGUUGCUGAAGGCCAAACUGAUGGACCCCAAAGAGGACCCCAUCUAUGAUGAACCCGAGGGCCUGGCCCCGGCUGCACCCCGGGGCCUUUAUGAUCUGCCUCAGGAGCCCAAGGAUGCAUGGUGGUGCCAGGCUCGGAUGAAGGAGGAGGGCUAUGAGCUCCCCUACAACCCUGCCACUGAUGACUACGCUGUGCCACCGCCCCGGAGCACAAAGCCCCUCCCCGCUCCCAAGCCCCGGGGCUUGGCCUUCGCUGAACCUGGAGCUGCAGGUGGUGGUGGCAGCAAAGGCCACAGCUCAGACACUGUCCUGUACAGCCAGGUCCAGAAGAGCAGAGCCUCAGGGAGCUGGGACUGUGAGCUGUCUAGAACAGGGGCUGACAGGACGGGGGUCAAGUCAGAGGGCUCCACAUGACAGGUGGGGUAAGGCUGGGGUUGCUGAUAGGACCCACCAUAGGAAGGUGGCACUGGGGAUCAAAGAAACCUAUUAGAAUCUGCAGGGACCAGAAGGCUGGAGGGUCCUGUGUAAGCCAGCCAGGGGACUGGAGGGAUCAGGGGAGUCAAGGGGAGGAUGAUCAAUCUCAAGAAGUCCUGGAAGUGGGACAGUUGGCAGGGGUGAGGGAUGGGACCUGGGAGAGACCAGCACCCCCAAGUUAUCCUCCCCAAAGGAAUGGACAGCUGCUGGACUAGGUCUGUGAAAAGGGGUGCUUGGUCUGAGUUGGUGCAGUUAGAGGGGCCUGCAUGGAGGCUCUAGGGUGAUGCUGGACUGGGCCCGGAUCCUCACCCCUGCAUUGUUCUUUGCCAGAGACCUAGAUUUUAAGAAGUUUAUUCUCAUUAAAGUCAGCUUGGGUUUAA